Drosophila serrata is the source of this 1084-nucleotide messenger RNA. RefSeq names its product programmed cell death protein 10 Ccm3 (gene Ccm3). Gene Ontology annotation, biological process: regulation of Golgi organization; positive regulation of MAP kinase activity. Gene Ontology annotation, molecular function: protein kinase binding. The record is from RefSeq and is a predicted model, not a curated record. NCBI's taxonomy places the organism in Eukaryota, Metazoa, Arthropoda, Insecta, Diptera, Drosophilidae. Gene Ontology annotation, cellular component: FAR/SIP/STRIPAK complex.
UAGGUCUGUCCACUCUGGCGUUGAGAUUUGUGAUGUGCUGGUUUUGUUGUGAACACAAUUUUUUAAUUUUUUAAUUUGAUUUGCGAGGCUUGUGCGAGUGCGUGUCGAGGCAGCGAAGAAUCGGACGGAAGGCGGAAGUGGACGUGUAAGUGCAGCAUGCGCCAGGCGAUCUAGGCAACGGCAGUAGAACAGCAACGUUGCAGCCAGACCGAGCGCAUUCGGAGUUACCUAGAAAUGACCAUGGGCGAGCCAACCUCGUCUCUUGUUCUGCCCGUCAUACUGCGGCCUAUUUUUUCACAGCUCGAGCGACGCGACGUCGGCGCUGCCCAGUCUCUGCGCUCGGCCAUUCUCAAGUCUGAGCAGAACAAUCCGGGCUUCUGCUACGACCUCGUAGCCACGAUCGUGCGGCGGGCCGAUCUAAAUGUCAACUUAAAUGAGGCCGUGCUCCGGUUGCAGGGCAACAUUACGGAAGCGGACCUAAAUGAAUACCGCUUGACGCGCACCGAGGAGCCUUUUCAGGAGCUCAACCGCAAGUCCGUGGCCCUCAAGGUGAUCCUCAGCCGCAUCCCCGACGAGAUAAACGACAGGAAGACUUUCCUCGAGACUAUUAAGGAAAUCGCCAGCGCCAUAAAAAAACUGCUCGAUGUGGUCAACGAGAUUGGUUCGUUCAUACCGGGCGUUACAGGCAAGCAGGCUGUGGAGCAGCGGAAGAAGGAGUUUGUCAAAUAUUCCAAGAAGUUCAGCACAACGCUGAAGGAGUACUUCAAAGAAGGACAACCGAAUGCAGUAUUCAUAAGUGCACUUUUUCUAAUACGGCAAACGAAUCAAAUAAUGCUGACAGUUAAGAGUAAAUGCGAGUAGGAAAUUAAACCUUUUAAUUAUGGCAAAAUUAGUGGCAUUUUAAUUUUAUGUUUAAAUAACCAUUUAACCACAAACACACCACACACAACACAAAUCGGAGAAAACCAAGAGAGAACAUACACUUCAAUAACGAAAAUCGCCCGAGAAAAACGCCCAAGUUGUUUGAACGUAAAUGAAAAAUCUGUUGUAACUACAUAAAUAAAUAGGCCUAAUGUACAUCGUA